GUCGUGGAGAGUUCGACGUUGGCGUUGGAAUACGGCGAUCUCGAGAUCGACCCCGGCUCCCCGGUGAACCCGGAUCUACUGUUCGAUUCGCAGCUGAUGCAUCUCUAUGUACUGACGGAAAAGAAGGUGUCGAAGGUCAAGGUGCAGGAGUGCUCGGUCUACAAGACCUGCUGGGAUUGCCUGGGCGCGAAAGACCCGUAUUGCGGCUGGUGCUCGUUGGAGAACAAAUGCAACCUGCGCAGCGACUGUCAGGACGCGGCCAAGGACCCGCUCUAUUGGAUCUCCUACAAGAGCGGCCGGUGCACGACGAUCACCACCGUCACCCCGGACCAACUGCAGCGCACCACCGCCAGGACUCUCGAGCUCGUGAUCGAGAAUCUGCCGACCCUCUCGGGCCAGUUCCUGUGCGCUUUCUCCGCCCUCGACAAGACCCUCAUCACGAAUGCCUCGAGGAAGUCUUACGGCGUCAACUGCACCACGCCGAGGACCGACUUGUUGCCGUCGAUACCGCCAGGCCGGCAUCACUUCACGGCGAAGUUGUCCGUCAGGAUGACCAACGGGCCUGAUCUGGUCGCGACGAACUUCACGUUCUUCGACUGUAACACGUACAGCUCGUGCACACAGUGCGUGUCGUCGAGCUUCCCGUGCGACUGGUGCGUCGACGGCCACCGGUGCACACACGACACGGCGGAGAAUUGUCGGAACGAUAUCCUCGUUACGGGAGUCAGUAGAAUGGGACCAAGCUAUAGAAGUGGGCCAGGUUUUUGUCCCACUAUAAACGCUACCGACUCUCAAGAGAUCCUCGUGUCUUCCGGUAUUAAAAAGGCGAUACGGGUUAAAGUGCAUAUCAUUGGGCAAUUCAUCAUACAAACGCGCUUCGUGUGUCAAUUCAACAUCGAGGGUCGCGUGACGAGCGUGAACGCGCGCCUCUUGGCCGACACGAUCUAUUGUGACGACACCGAAUUCUCCUACACGUCUCGCGCGCCAAACAUCACGGUGCCCUUCGCCGUGAUCUGGGGCGGCUCGAAACCCUUGGAUAAUCCGGACAACAUACACCUGGUGAUAUACAGAUGCCGCGACAUGGCGGACAACUGCGGUAUGUGUUUGGCGCUGCCGACGAAGUACGGCUGCGGCUGGUGUCAGACCUCGGACAGAUGCGAAGUGAGGGAUCAGUGCGACCGCGGCGUGGGCAUGUGGCUGAACAGCAAUUCCACCUGCCCAAAUCCGGAGAUACACAUAUUCGAGCCGGUAAUGGGGCCCUGGGAGGGUAACACGAACGUGACGAUACGCGGCAUCAAUCUCGGCAAGACUUUCAAGGACAUAGCCGGAGGCGUGACCGUGGCCGGGAUGCGGUGUCUACCGUACGAGGAGCUCUACAUACGAACGAAGCAGAUCGUCUGCCGGGUCGACGGUCCGGGCACGCAGGAGGGCCGGAGCGGCCCCGUGAUCGUCAAGAUCGAGGAUUUCCGCGGGGAGUCCGAAUACAACUUCGAGUUCGUGGAUCCGCAGAUCCUCUCGAUAUCGCCGAAGUACGGGCCGCUGAGCGGCGGCACCACCAUCAAGAUCACCGGCAACUACAUGAACGCCGGCAGCACCAUCCACGCCGACAUCGACGACCUGCCCUGCUCGAUAAUAAGCGCCGAGUCUAACGAGGCGCUGUGCAUGACCAGCCCGAGCGAUCGCAAGCGGAGCGGCAUGCUGAAGAUGUCCUUCGACGGCGGCAAGCGUCUCUACGACGGUUUCUUCGAGUACGUGGACGAUCCGACGAUAGAGAGCGUGGAGAGCGGCGUGGCCGGUCAGAUGAAGGUGCCGAAGGGCAUACCGGCGGGCGGGAUUAAGAUCUCGGUCACCGGGAAGAACCUCGGCUACAUACAGAGCCCGCAGAUGUACGUCUACUUCGACGAGAAGAUGUUCGUGUCGCAGUGCGAGGUGCACAGCCAGGAGAGCAUGGUGUGCAAGUCGCCGACGAUCGAGGUGCCGGAACACGUGAUGCUGGACGCCGAGCGGCCGCUCUCCCUGGAGUACGGCUUCCGCAUGGACAACGUCACCGGCGUGCGGAAUCUCUCCCAGCACGGCUUCAAUCAUUUCCUCCUCUAUCCGAACCCGAUCUACGAGGUCUUCGACGAGGAGAUCAAGUACUACAAGAGCGACUAUCUGACGAUCAACGGCCAGCACCUCGACCGCGCCUGCCAGGAGUCCGACGUGGUCGUGCAGAUCGGCAACGCUUUUUGCAACGUCACGUCCUUGUCGCGGCAGCAGCUCACCUGUCGGCCGCCUUUGACCCAGCCGCCGGCGCUCGACUCGCAGGGUCUGCCGAACAAGCAGGAACUGCCGGAGGUGAUACUGAUCGUCGGCGGUACUCUGCGUUACAACAUCGGCAAGCUCAGCUACGCGUUGCCGGCCGGACUCAACGGCCCGUUGUCGAAGCCCGCGCUCAUCGGCGUGAUCGCCACCAUCGUGAUACUGAUCUUCGUAUUCAUAGCGUUCCUCAUCGCCUACCGUAGGAAGUCCACCGAGAGCAACAGGGUGCUGAAGAACAUGCAGGAACAGAUGGACAUCUUGGAGCUGCGGGUCGCCGCUGAGUGCAAAGAGGCCUUCGCCGAGCUGCAGACGGAGAUGACGGAUCUCACGGGCGACCUGACCAGCGGUGGCAUACCGUUCCUCGAUUAUCGCACUUACGCGAUGAUGAUAUUAUUCCCCAGUGACGACAACAGCCCGGUGUUGCAGUGGGACAGGCCGGAAUUGGUGCGGAAGGAGAAAGGGCUGCGUCUGUUCGGCCAACUGAUUAUGAACAAGACUUUCCUGCUGCUGUUCGUGCGCACGCUCGAGAGCAAUCGUUACUUCUCCAUGAGAGACCGCGUGAACGUCGCCAGUCUCAUCAUGGUCACGCUUCAGAGCAAGAUGGAGUAUUGCACGGACAUUCUGAAGACCCUGCUGGCGGACCUCAUCGAGAAGUGCACCGAGGGCAAGAGCCACCCGAAGUUAUUCCUGAGACGAACUGAAAGUGUCGCUGAGAAGAUGCUGUCUGCCUGGUUCACGUUUCUUUUGUACAAGUUCAUGAGAGAAUGCGCUGGUGAACCGCUGUACGUGUUGUUUCGCGCGGUGAAACAGCAGGUCGACAAGGGUCCCGUAGAUGCGAUUACAUCGGAGGCACGGUACUCUUUGUCGGAAGAAAAGUUGAUCAGGCAGUCUAUCGAUUUCAAGCCUAUGACGGUCUAUGUCUCGAUAUCGCAGCAAACCGUAUUCGUCGGCGGGAUGGAUCCGAAUACGGAAAACGUGCCGGUCAAGGUCCUCGAUUGUGACACGAUAUCUCAGGUGAAGGAGAAAGCGUUGGACACGAUUUACAGAGCGACUCCUUACAGCCAAAGACCGCGAAAGGACGACCUCGAUCUCGAAUGGCGAACUGGCGCAUCCGGCAGAUUAAUUCUCUACGACGAAGACUCGACAACGAAGACAGAGGGCGAAUGGAAAAAGAGGAACACUUUGAAUCAUUACAGGGUACCAGACGCAGCGUCGCUCAACUUAGUCUCCAAACAAUCUUCUAUAUAUAAUCUCUCGAUCCUGUCGGAGAAGACAGACAAAUCGCACAAGUACGAGACGUUAAAUCUCAGUAAGUUUAGCUCGGCCAGUCCUCCGCUCUCCCGUGCCACCUCGCCGCUCAAUCAGAACCACGACGGUGGUAUGAAGGUCUGGCACCUGGUGAAGCAUCACGACUCGGAUGCGCGGAAGGAAGGUGACCGCGGCAACAAGAUGGUCUCCGAGAUUUACCUGACGAGGCUACUGGCGACGAAGGGUACGCUCCAGAAAUUCGUCGACGAUCUAUUCGAGACCAUAUUCAGCACUGCCCACCGCGGCUCGGCGCUUCCUCUCGCUAUCAAAUACAUGUUUGACUUCAUGGACGAUCAAGCGCUGCAACACGGCAUAUCCGAUCCCGAGGUGGUACACACGUGGAAGAGCAAUUCCCUCCCGCUCAGGUUUUGGGUCAAUCUCAUAAAAAAUCCGAAUUUCAUCUUCGACAUACACAAGUCCAACAUCGUGGACUCGUGUCUGUCCGUCGUGGCGCAGACGUUCAUGGACAGCUGCUCAACGUCGGACCAUAGAUUAGGUAAGGACUCUCCGAGUUCGAAACUGUUAUACGCGAAGGACAUUCCAGUGUACAAAGAGUGGGUAGAGCGUUACUACUCAGAUAUCAAAGUCAUGCCAGCCAUAUCCGAUCAAGACAUGAAUGCCAUGCUUGCCGAAGAAUCGAGGUUGCACACAACGGAGUUUAACACGAACUGUGCUUUAUACGAACUAUAUACGUACGCGGGUAAAUACAACGAACAACUGAUAGUCACUCUCGAGGAGGACGAGUUCUCGCAGAAGCAGAGACUGGCGUACAAACUCGAGCAAGUGCACAAUAUAAUGGCGGCGGACAACCCCUGAUGUACCAUGAAUUCCAUGAAGCACCCGACGAAGCCCGCUCGUCAAGAGUUACCUUGCUGAGCGGUCGAUCGCGUUUCGGUAUUCUCGAAUGGCGCGAACCGAAGGGAACUGACUGGCCUAUCUUGUAAUCGAUUGUCUCAGGUUCCGUGCAAACAAGCCAGUUUUUUCGCCAACUUGACGCGAUUCGCGCGAGUGAACUCUCGGGAGGACCCGCAAGGUGGGUGCACGCCGCGAGUUAACUAGGAAGUUAAUUAAAGGACUAAGUGUUAAAAAGAAAAACGGAAAAAAAGAUAUGUGUCGAGGAAGUCUUCUCAGAGGUCGCCGGUUCGUAAGGUGUGGCCAUAAUCAUAAGCACAUGCCGCGCGCAUAUUGUACAUAAGAUAUCAAAAAAAAAAAAAUCAUGAGUAAUUGUAAUAGGAUAUUAAAUGUACGAUCACAUCUCUCCGGCGUCCGAGUCGUGCAAGAAGAGAGCAGCGGGGCCGCGACGUUUCCCUUCCCUUCCCUCCCAACCCUCCCUCACACCAACCCUCGCUGCGCUGCGGCGUGAUCGCACGUUUUGCAUAAAUCGCGAGUGAUUUUAAGAUGAAUGUAAUAAUGGAGCACUAGUGAUAAGGCGAGUGAGGGAAUCAUCAAGCCGGAUUGAUCGAUAUUUGUAAAUGUGUUUAAAAAACGGUCGAUUGCCGGCGCUCGGGAAGUUCGGCGAUCGGCGAUUUUUAACGAAGAAACAUUUCCAUCCACCGCUACUAGCUGAAAUUUUUUGAAUUACGAACUGACGAAUUUUAAGAGAUUAACGAUAAUUACGGAUAACAGUGAGUAA
Dinoponera quadriceps is the source of this 5242-nucleotide messenger RNA. RefSeq names its product plexin-A4 (gene PlexA). Gene Ontology annotation, biological process: regulation of cell shape; motor neuron axon guidance; positive regulation of axonogenesis. The record is from RefSeq and is a predicted model, not a curated record. Gene Ontology annotation, cellular component: semaphorin receptor complex. The transcript is spliced from 9 exons. NCBI's taxonomy places the organism in Eukaryota, Metazoa, Arthropoda, Insecta, Hymenoptera, Formicidae. The coding region runs from base 97 to 4425 and encodes 1442 amino acids. Gene Ontology annotation, molecular function: protein binding; semaphorin receptor activity.